Klebsormidium nitens is the source of this 1620-nucleotide messenger RNA. The record is from the annotation of a GenBank genome assembly. NCBI's taxonomy places the organism in Eukaryota, Viridiplantae, Streptophyta, Klebsormidiophyceae, Klebsormidiales, Klebsormidiaceae.
GAGGAGGUGUGCGUCCUCACUUGACACACUGGCUACACGAAGCGAACAGGCGCCUCGUGUUCCACAGGCGCCUUCUGCUGGGGCCAGGUCGUCUGCCUUCGCUCCCAAAGCAGCCUGUAGGUCUUUCCUAAGCUUGAUCUUUCCUUCUUCAAGCCUGGGAACUCCUUGUGAGCUGGCGCAACCAAGGCGCUGCUCAUUCGCCUGAUGCACAAUUCUGCGCAGCACUGCAAAGAAACCCCAGUGUAACUCCAGUUUGUUGAAGUGUAUCAACAAAGUCUGACUCCAUUUGGGUCUGUUUCACUGGGAUUUCCCCUAUUCUCAAAGGUUUCUUCUAGUUUGAAGGGUUUCCCCUCUGACCUGCUCUCUGUGUUGAUCAACCCUUCAAGCUCCAGCUCACAAUGGAGGGACACACAUUCUCUGUAUACCGGGGAAUCAUUGAUGAAGUCCUGGAGAAAGCAAGGGCUGACUUUCAGGCUGAGGGAGCGGACGAGCGCGUCCUGGACGAACUGCGAAUGAUGUGGGAGAAUAAGCUCCUCAUGACGAAUGCAAUCCAGCCAGCAGGGGUGCUGGUUGAGGAAAAACCCGUCCAAGCAGCCCUGGAAGCCCCUCCCCAGAACGCCUUCUUUCCAACAGACCUCAACUACCCCCCUCCACCGGACCUGCCGACUCAAGAAUAUGUCUCUGUUCCACACUCUGGAAGGGGCGAAGCUAGCAGCAGCGCUGCUGGGGGGGAGGACAAGCCGUCUACGUCUGCCAACGAGGGCCUCCAAGACGUCAAGCGGAGGCGCCUCUCCGAGCUCGGGCCCGGCCUAGAAAACGCUGCGGACGGCUUAGCGUCCGCAUCCGUUCCGUCCGUUGGCGUGACGGUGGGGUCGGACGGAUUGCGGAUACGAGGGGGCGGGGGGGGCGACGAGGACGAUGAGGAAGAUUACAACGAGGAGGAGCCGGAGAAGCCGCCAGAAGUGAAAGAGGAGGUGCGGGCUUUGGAGGAACUAGAGGUGGCGGGCGCCGAGGAGGAUGAUUUGAACGAGCUCGAUGACGAGGAGGAGCAAAAGGAAGAGGAGGACGACGAAGCGGAGGCGACCGCAAACAUCGUGUUGGCGCAGUUCGAGAAGGUGACUCGGUCGAAGAACAAGUGGAAGUGCACGCUCAAGGAGGGCGUGAUCAAGCUGAACGGAAGGGACAUUCUUUUCAACAAGGCAAAUGGAGAGUUUGUCUGGUAAGACGGUCGUUCAAAGGGCCAGAGGGAGAGCGUUGCAAUAGGUCGGGGCUCCGAGACUAACGACGGCCUUGCGGAAUCGAUCACAUUCUUGUCCUACGGCCUAGGCUCAUACAUUAGGCAGACGCGGUCACAGAACUCUUUCCUUUGAUGGGCCUUAGGUUUGCUUUUGAACAGGAUUGCUUUGGCCCUUUGUAGGCCCGAGACUGAGCGAGGCUUUUCAGUGCAGAGCUUCGGUCCCCCUGACUCACGAGGUGGUUCAUUUGUUUGAUUGCCGCCAUGGAUAUGCAAUGGUUAGGGAGCACGCUGACCUCGAUUGGUAUCAUACCAUAGUAUGGUGACAAAUCUGAUGAUGCCGCGCCAGAUCGUCAGACUGCGCAAUAUUGCACUGAAUCAUUGAG